Messenger RNA from Dendronephthya gigantea, 877 nucleotides. RefSeq names its product cornifelin homolog A-like. The transcript is spliced from 4 exons. Bases 103 to 606 code for a protein of 167 amino acids. NCBI's taxonomy places the organism in Eukaryota, Metazoa, Cnidaria, Anthozoa, Malacalcyonacea, Nephtheidae. The record is from RefSeq and is a predicted model, not a curated record.
CUAAUUCAAUGCAACAAAAUACUACACAUUCCCUGGUGUCGUAUAUCUUCAAGACUUCGACAAAGAGAAAUUUUCAAUCGGUAAAAGCUUAAUCAUCCAAAGAUGUACAACCGCAUGUCAGAACCAGGCUUCGAUGAGGACAAGGGUGGUAUGCCCCAACCGGAGAUUCAACAGCCACCACCCUACCCCCAACCCGGUAUGGGACCCAUCCCGAUGCAACAACCACCAGCAUUCCAGCAACCGAUGCAACAACCCAGCCACAUGCACAGCAGCAACACUAAUACAACAGUCGUAAUACAGCAACAGCCACAGCAGGUUGUGAUUCAAGGACCAAGAGCAUGGAGCACUGGCAUCUGUUCCUGUUUUGAUGAUUGUGGUGACUGUCUGUUUGGCUUCUUCUGCCCGUGUAUACACGAGUGUAAUCUCAGCAGUGCGGCUGGGGAGUGCUGCUGUGUCGCAAGAUGUUGCCCAAUUGCUCUGAGAACGAAGAUAAGAACAAAGCAUAACAUUGCGGGAAGCAUUAUGGACGACUGUUGCACAGUUCUAUGCUGUGGUCCAUGUGCAACUUGUCAAAUGUCAAGAGAGCUGAAAAUUCAUGGAAUUUAACCACCAAAUACUUCAUAUUUUUACUAAACAAUGGUAACUAUUUCUAGUAUGUGAUUGCAAUCAUAGGGCAAUUUAUUAUUUUUAAUGAAUAUGUGAUACCCAAGUAACCUAACAUUAUGAUAAGCCUAAGGCCAUGUUUAAAGCUUUUUUGUCAAGUAAGAUAGUGAGCGAAUGUUGUGUCUUGUAUGCUGUAUGAAUUUCUUAUAUCUUCUACUAGCUGUUCAACUAUAUUUAGAUACGUUUGUAAAUGACAUUGUGCUUUGCAUUAAAA